Saccostrea cuccullata (small rock oyster) is the source of this 3086-nucleotide messenger RNA. RefSeq names its product ubiquitin carboxyl-terminal hydrolase 3-like. Gene Ontology annotation, molecular function: cysteine-type deubiquitinase activity; zinc ion binding. Gene Ontology annotation, cellular component: cytoplasm. The transcript is spliced from 15 exons. NCBI's taxonomy places the organism in Eukaryota, Metazoa, Mollusca, Bivalvia, Ostreida, Ostreidae. The coding region runs from base 204 to 1724 and encodes 506 amino acids. Gene Ontology annotation, biological process: protein deubiquitination. The record is from RefSeq and is a predicted model, not a curated record.
UGAAUUUCUUUGAAGAACCUGAAUGGGCAUUAUGUUCGCACUCUUUGAGUGUCUGUUACGUGUUUGAACACUACGAAAUUCAAAAUAUUUUGUCAAUUUUCCUCUUGUUUACUGCAUUAUUUUUCCAGAUCUUACAGUUUUAUUAAAGAAAAACUUUAUAUGGUUUUCGAAGAAGGUGAUUAAUUUUCCGAAUUUAGUGUUUCAUGGAGUGCCCUCAUUUAGAAGACAAUGCCUGUAUAACGACCCCGAAUCUAAAGAGUGAGAAUCUACCUUCACGUUUUCUUUGUGGUGUUUGUAAAACAGAACAGAGUCCAUGGAUUUGCCUGAAGUGUGGGCGUAUCCACUGUGGGAGAUAUGUAAAUGGACAUGCCAAGCUCCACCAUGAAGAAUCAACAAACCAUGCAGUGUGUAUGGACUGCGACAACUUUGCCGUUUUUUGUUAUAAGUGUGACGAGUUUGUUAUCAAUGAUACCACACCAGGCCACCUUGAGAAGCUCCGCAAACAGCUGCAGUCCAUCACCAGUGCACAGGCAUAUAUGAGACAAAAGCCAAGAAGAAGAUGUUCAACUGACUCUCAGGAAAAUGAAAGGUCAACAAAAAAGAUGAAAAAGGAUGUCCAGUUAAGAAAACCAAGGUCUUCAGGACUAAGGAAUCUGGGAAACACAUGUUUUAUGAAUGCAGUAUUACAGUCUCUAAGCAACAUUCAACAGUUUUGUGGCUAUAUCAAGCAACUGCCAUCCUUAGAAGAAAAAGCAACAAAAGUCAAGAAAGUCCAGACAAGAAAUUCAAAAACAACAGAGGAGGAUAUUUUAUUGGUUGAAGAACUGAGGAAAACCUUGUGUGCUUUAUGGCAAGGCUCAAAGGGUGCCAUUUCUCCCGAAUCCUUGUUUGCUGUAAUUUGGAAGGUUGUCCCCAGGUUCAGGGGAUACCAACAGCAAGAUGCCCAUGAAUUCAUGCGAUAUCUCCUUGACCGCCUUCACACGGAACUGCUGACUCUCCUACCCUACCCCAACAGUGACAGUCCAUUUAUUGGACCCAAGGGCAAGAGCACCAUAGUCACGGCUAUUUUUGGAGGCCUCCUCCAAAACGAAGUCAAGUGUCUUGAAUGUGGGGUGGAGUCUAAAAAACACGAUCCGUUUCUAGAUUUAUCACUUGAUAUACCACAACAGUUUUGUCACAGGAGUGUGAAAGCCAAGGACGGAGUAGAGCAGCCAAGGUGUACCCUCUCAGAUUGUUUACAAAGUUUUACUGACCUUGAGGAACUUGAAGAAUCUGAGCUCUAUAUGUGUAGCAACUGUAAGAAAAAACAGCGCUCCACCAAAAAAUUCUGGAUCAGGAGAUUGCCAAAUGUUCUCUGUUUACAUAUAAAACGUUUCCGAUGGCAGUCUUUCUUCAGGGUGAAAUUGGAGACAUUUGUAGAGUUUCCAUUGGAAGGCUUGAACAUGCACAAGUAUAUUCUAGAUAACAUGCAUGAGACUCGGGGAAGUUGUGGAGGAAGUAAUGAGUAUGACCUUGCGGCUGUUGUGGUCCAUCAUGGGUCAGGGGCAGGAUCAGGUCACUAUACAUCAUAUGCUAGGCAUGAAGGACAGUGGUUCCAUUUUAAUGACAGUACUGUGACUCCUUGUGAACCGGAAACUGUGGCCAAAUGUAAGGCGUACAUCUUGUUCUAUAUACGCCGGCAGUUCAAGGUCCCAGACUAUUUAUCCAUCAGAAACGGAAAGUAAGACCAAAAAAAAACAACACAACAUCGCCCGAUCAGAGCUGUUGUGUUGUUCUAGUGUGGACCAUAUCGACGACCAAAAGAAGAAAAUGAAGGAUAGAAGAAGCACAUUUUUUUGUUCAUUUUUUUGUCACAUUUUGUGUAGUUGUUGAUCAGCUUGUUUAUUUUUAGAAUGUGUUUGAUUGCAUCUCCAUUUUGAGCAUGUCUGAAUGAUGUGGUGUGAUGUAUACCGAACUGAAAGCUAUGCUUUUUCAUAGUCAAUUUUCAUAGUAUUAUCAAUGGAGAAAUAGAUGUACAUGAAUGAUGGGUUAUCUCCCCAUGUCAAUACAUCCAGGCUUUUAUGAUUGUAAAUUGUUUUUGUGUAAAUGUAAAUUAUUCCAGCAGGUUUGUAGGAUAUUUGUAUAAAAAUUUCCUUGUGGUCUCCAUUUCAAUCCAAGCAAUGACAGGUGUCUUCAAUUUGCUAAAUUACAAACACUGAUAAUACACUGAACCAUGUACUUUUGUUUGUAAAAAUUUUUAUUUUACAUCCAAGAGUCAUCUCUGAGUUUUUUUUUUCACAGUUUCAACUCGAACUGUAAUAAAUAAAGAAUAUGCUGUGCUUUUCUGUUUUUGGCAGGAAAGAUGUCAUUACAUGUAAGUUUUAUGAAAAUAAUAAAUGUAACAUUUUAAAAUGUUCAUCAUUCAUUAAGCAGUAAUAGAUGAAAGGUUGCUCUUCUUUAGCAAUUGGUGUUGAUAUUCCACCAGUUCAAUAAUGUCAGGUUGUAUUUUUAAAUUUUUUUUUUUGGUUUUUGUUUCAUGUGUACUUUACAGCUGUGCUCAGACAGACUUUCCUCCCUUUUAACGUUUUUGAAGAUAACAUUGACCUUUUUUGUAAACAGCAGGAGUGUUAUUUAGAUUGUCAAUUUUCCUUUCCUACAUGUGCUAAAAUGUAGUCAGGAAAAAAGGGUAAAAAGAAAUUAUUUGUAUAUCUAAUGUUUUAAAAAAUGUAACAAAAAAGCAAUGUGUACAAUAUUGGCAUUGUGUUUUGGUACUCAUUUUAAAACAGGGUCAUAUAUUACUUAUUAUUGUGAAAAUUAUUACAUUGUUUCUAUUGGAAAAAAAAAAAUUAAAAUUCAUUUGUAAGAAGUUAUGCCUGUUAGAUUGCUCUGGUAUGUGUAAAAAUUUUGCUUGUCAGUUGUAAAGAAGAAUUUGGUAUAAAUGAUUCAAUGCUAUAUGCCCUCGCUGGUUCAGAGGUUAGUUUUUGCCAUCCUCUCCUCCUCAUUUGCGAAUUUGUUCAUGUGCUGAGCACUGGAUCAAAAAGAUACAUUUUUUUGUUUUACUGCGAUCAAAUGACACUUGUCAAUAAAAAUUUAACAUUACAAAAGCA